AUGCUGCAAUUGAAAGCUGGCAGUUCCAAAACGAUAAGAAGUAUGACUGCCCCAAUUCAAGAUGCUAUAGUUCUGCUAGGCGAUUCUCUUACUCAGGGCGGUUGGGAACCUAAUGGCUUUGCCCAGCGACUAGCCUCUGCGUAUGUUCGCAAGAUGGAUGUAGUCAACCGGGGAUUCUCGGGAUACAAUACAGAGUGGGCAAUCCCGGUCUUUGAGCAGUUCCUUGCACCGACGAGCAAGCAGUCAUAUACACAGAAGAUCCGUUUGCUGACGAUUUGGUAUGGCGCAAACGAUGCGUGCUUGCCGAGCUCCGUCCAACAUGUUCCAAUCGACAAAUACGAAUCGAAUUUGACUCAUCUCAUACAUAUGGUCAGAGACCCCUCCUCUACUUGGCACUCACCAGAAACAAGAAUACUGCUUAUCACGCCGCCGCCGAUUAAUCUACACCAGUGGCUUGAGUCGAAGGACCCUGACGGCACAACACACAAGAAAGAUCGGGACUUUGGUGUAACUGCUGAAUAUGCGCAGAAGGUCCGUGAUGUCGGUGCAAAAGAGAAGAUCCCAGUUGUGGAUGUAUGGAAGGCAUUGUGGGAUGCCGCUGGUCAAAAGGAAGAUGCGCUGAGCAGAUACUUGUCCGACGGACUGCACCUUACACCGGAAGGGUACUCCGUGGUAUAUGAAGAGCUCAUAACAACGAUCAAAGAAUAUGCUCCCGACUUACACCACGAGAAUCUCAGGGAGGUCUUCGUCCGAUGGAAUGAAGUGGAUUCCAAUAACCCCAGAGCCUGUCUUAUGAAACGAAGCAUCGAGGCAUGAAACUAUGAACGGUGUUUGUCCGCUGUAAAGAAGAGACUUGAAACAAAAAUAGCCUUCGCACUUAGAGUCUCGUGUAAAUUACCGAAAGAGGUAUUGAAGAGCAAACGUUAACCGAAUCCAGCCCAUUCAAUUGAGAAGAUGUCUGCUUCCUGAGUGCUUGCGUCCCAAGAACAUAAUAGAUGUGCCUUUUUCGUUGCGGUUCCAAGACGUCCGUGAGCAACGACUUCCAUCGGCCGUAGAGGAGCAGAUAGCUCUACCACAGAUGCAACAAAGUGUGAGUGAUAACGGAGUAGAUCGCCGGGGUAAACAAGAUAGUCGCCACCGAAUUUGAUGCCACAGCCCAUGUAGUAUCCUUUGUUCCACAAAGACCGAUAUAUUGCGCAUCUUGCCUGCUGCUCGGGUGAAGACGGGUAGUUCCAGACAUUCGCACGUCUUGCGGCGGAUAAAGUAAAAUGACAGUGCUGCGCAGUUCGAUACCACUUAAACGGUGUCGACGAUGUUGGAAUCUUGACUGUGUAAGUGGUCGGAGCCACAGGAACAGAAGGUGGGGUUGUUGGGCGUGGAGUCCCUGGCGGCGUUUCUGCGUGAGUGUUUUCACUUUCGUCAUUCCGUCUCGACAUUUUGGCGAGAUCCGCCGCGCGUCGUUCUUGUCGUACACGUCUUUUCAUUACCGCCUCCUCAGUCAUGCUUUUUUGUGCCGAGACCUCGCGGUCGUCCCUGAGUGCGAUAUCUCGCUCUCGCUCGCGGUUUCGUGUGCUGUUCCAUUCAUUUUUCUCAGAUUGCGAAGGCCGACAAUGGGCAUUCACAUCGUCAACAAUGGCAGCAAUUCCUAGAACUACUUCCUCAGGCAUAAGUAACAAAGGGACACCGAGGAAUACAUUCUGCUGCGACAGAUGUGGAAGAGUCCCUCCUAAUAGCCCACAGAUGCGAUGUUGUGUUCGUAGUUUUGCUAUAUCUGUGUUGUUGUUUUUUGGUCAUGACCACCAAUGAGUAAACCUCUCUUGCAUUGCACCGACAAAAAUAGUACCCUUUCCUGGUUUGCAGACAUUUGACUAGUGUUGGCUUUUCUGCCUGUUGCGUUUGAGUAUGAAUUAUUUCGACGCGUCGGAUCUGAACCUCAACCCUUCCUUAUUUGGAGUGUGAGAAUGUCC
Fomitiporia mediterranea MF3/22 is the source of this 1967-nucleotide messenger RNA. RefSeq names its product SGNH hydrolase. The coding region runs from base 1 to 816 and encodes 271 amino acids. Lineage: Eukaryota; Fungi; Basidiomycota; Agaricomycetes; Hymenochaetales; Hymenochaetaceae. The record is from RefSeq and is a predicted model, not a curated record. Gene Ontology annotation, biological process: lipid metabolic process. Gene Ontology annotation, molecular function: lipase activity. The transcript has 9 exons.